AACAGAGCUCCUCACCCCAUCAGCUUCAUCCAUCUCCGAGCUACCGAAUCGAUAGAGAUACCUGCACAAAUAUGUCUUUACCUUUUAUGCAGCCGCUCGGCUACGACCAGUCCUAUUCCUUCCAUACACCGACAUCUAAAGCUUCAGGAGGAUACACCCAGCACAGUUUUAACCCCUACACAGACAAUGGCGGAACCAUCAUAGGGAUUACCGGUGAAGAUUUUGUUGUACUAGCAGGAGAUACCAGGCACACAUCCGGCUACAACAUCAAUUCCCGAACUGAGAAGAAGGUAUACCGGCUCGGAGAGGAUAAUAGUCUCGUGCUAGCAACUGUUGGAUUCGGGGCUGAUUCCAAAGACGUUGCUGAGACUAUGAUGAGAGCUGUUAAUGACUUCAAAUUCAACCACAACUUGAAAAACAUGAGCGUCUCUGCUGCUGCGCAGUACCUUUCCACUUUUCUCUAUGGCAACCGCUUCUUUCCUAAAUAUGCGAAUUGUGUUCUUGCUGGCCUGGAUAAGGAUGGGAGGGCUCGCCUAUAUUCUUAUGAUUCGGUUGGUUCGUAUUCCAAACAAGGGGAGAGCCGGGCAUCCGCUGGCUCUGCAUCAUCGCUGAUUGUCCCUUUCCUUGACAAUCAGGUUGAAUUCAAGAACCAGUUUGUCCCUUCGUCGAAGGGCCAGGAGGAGAGACCAGUAGUACCUCUUGAUCCUGUUACGGUUGCAAAAUUAGUGAAGGACGCUUUUACCUCUGCUACUGAGCGCCAUAUCGAAGUUGGAGAUGGGCUGCAGAUUAUUACGGUCACCAAAGAUGGCGUCUCUGAGGAGGUUGUAGACCUGAAGAAGGACUGAGCUGGUGGCCGUUUGUGGAUAGAAAUAGUUAUGACAUUGGCAUCCCUUGGAUUGAUAAGUGCAGUUCCUGCGGUUCACAGAUAAUCACUCGGGGUAUUGAGUCGUUGAGAUGAUUAUCUUGGUCUGGAUUGGUUGGUUUUGGGCUUCCAAACUAUUCAUGCUCGGUGUGUUGGUCUAUAUUUUUUGUAGGUAUUGUGGCAGUUGGUGCGAGUUAGUUGAAUCUGCGCCCGAUAGUCUAACUGGGAAAUAUUGUUCGCUGGG
Molecule: messenger RNA, 1106 nt
Organism: Tuber melanosporum (Perigord truffle)
Lineage: Eukaryota; Fungi; Ascomycota; Pezizomycetes; Pezizales; Tuberaceae
Exons: 5
Coding region: 72-845 (257 amino acids)
Cellular component (GO): proteasome core complex
Source: RefSeq, a predicted model, not a curated record